AUGUUUCGUAUAUGGUUUGCAUUUAAUAUCUUCAUAACGAUAAUCUAUGGUCAUAUACAUCAGGGUGGUCUUUUGCCUGCUUUAAAAUAUAUUCAUGAUCGUCCCAUAUUAUCAUCUAAUAAAAUGUCUAUUAUAAACGAUAUGAAUAAAAAAUUUCUUAUCACUUAUCAUACAUAUAUGCCACCAGGUUAUUUAGUUACAUCAAUGUCAAAAUCAGAAUAUGAACAAAAAUUACAAACAAUAAUAAUUGAUCUUAAAGGUGCAAAACAUGAAGAACUUGAUUUAACAAUUGAACGUAUAUUUCAUGAAUAUUCAAUGAAUAAUAUUCAAAUAUUUGUUGUACUUCCAAAUAUUUCUCAAACUCAUCUAAGUGAAUUAAAACAAAAAAAAUAUUCUUCACAACUUAUAAAACAAUUUGGACCUCAUCUAGAUUUAGAUCAUGGUUUUGAUGAACUAUUUCAUAUUAAAUAUCAAUCGAUACAUACAAUAUGGAAUAAAUAUAAAGUUGAUUUAUAUCAAAUAACACGAAAUUCUAAAUAA
Molecule: messenger RNA, 540 nt
Organism: Rotaria sp. Silwood2
Lineage: Eukaryota; Metazoa; Rotifera; Eurotatoria; Philodinida; Philodinidae
Source: the annotation of a GenBank genome assembly